UGUAGAUCUGCUCUAACCUGUGAAGAGGGCUCGGAAGAUCAAAGUGAGACUCUGAUUGAAGUUCCUACCAGUCCCACUCCUCUCCCAUUUGGGGGGACAGCAGUAUCUCGAGUGCAGACAUCAGUAUGCCUAGUUAGACUUUGGAGUAAAUCAGGAAAGGAUUGCAGGAUUGAGGAUUCAAUGCCAUGUUUUUGCAUCAGGAGAGGCCUCUGUGUGAUUACCAGUAUUCACUCAACUCUCAGCCCAAGAACUAUGCUUAUUGCCCACCAGAUUGGAAGGAUGCUGCUUACCAUGGGCAGUCAUGGGAUGCCGGUAUUGCCGGAGGUGACACCGAAAUAUCGUCGCUUCAAGUCCGGGUGUCUCUGCAGGGUCGUGAACUUUGGGACAAAUUUGGAGACUUGGAUACAGAGAUGCUCAUUACAAAAACAGGAAGGCGGAUGUUUCCGAGCUGCAAAGUCACUGUGACAGGGUUGAACCCGCGGUCAAAGUAUGUACUGAUGAUGGACAUGAUCCCUUUUGAUGAUAACAAAUACAAGUGGUCCAAGGACCACUGGGAGGUUAGUGGUGUGACAGACCCUCAUCUAGCCAACCACUUCUUCAUCCACCCGGACUCACCCGCUCUGGGGGAGAGAUGGAUGCAGUACCCAGUCUCCUUCCACAAGCUCAAGCUUACCAACAACACACUUAACUCAAAUGGCCUGGUGAUUCUCCAUUCUAUGCAUAAGUACUUGCCCCGCUUGCAUAUAAUCCAAUCCCCUGACCCCUGCAGCCCUUUCUCAGGGGGCUAUCUGCGUUUCACCUUUCCAGAGGCAGCCUUCAUAGCAGUCACUGCCUACCAAAACGCCGAGGUAACAAAGCUCAAAAUAGACAACAAUCCUUUUGCCAAAGGCUUUCGGGACAGUGGACUGAAUAGAAAAAGGUUCAGAGAGAAGGAGAAAACAAGCCCUGACAAGCAUGUGGAUGAACAAGUGAUUAUACCUUCAAAUGUAUCCAGACCUGUAGAUGCAGCCGAUGAAAACGACAGCACAGUAUCCAGCUCAGUGGACUCCCAUGGAACGGACUACAGGCAGGAUAACACACCUCGACCGACAGCCCCAAACCCAUUCAUCUCAGCCUUCAUGAACCGGGGCCCUGCAGCCCUUCCCUCUGAGGACUGGGCAAAUAGCCCUCAAAGUACAUCAAGCACCCGAGAUUACAGCAGCCCUGUGCAUACUGAAGCAGUGUGUCCUCGCUUGCGAAACGUCGCCUCUCCUCUCUUCACGCACACACUGGGCCAGACACACUCAGGAUUGGUGGGUUUCAGGCGGCCUGCACCAUACAGCAGUCGAGCGUUAGGACCACCUCAGCACCAAGGCCUUGGUGCCCCCCUCCCCCCUCGACACCACCCUCCUCCAGACCGGCAGGCGGAGCAUCAGCGCCAGGCUGACUUUGACUACCCCCUCCCCCUGCCCCCUAAGGUCAGCAGGAUGCACCUCUCGGAGAGCGCCUUGCGUUCCCUGGAUAUGAGCCCGUCCUGCGACCCAGGAAGCCCCAGGCCCCUCGCCAACAUCCUCAACAGGAUCCACAGCCGGGGGGCCUCCGUCUCUGGGAGUCCUGGGAAACUGCACCAGGCCCAGGACGAGAGGCCAAGCCUGGGGCUGGAGAGACAGCUACGGCCCCCCUACCCACCACAGCUGGAGCACACAGGAGACUACCUGCCCAUCCACGGCACGAUGCUUUACCAGAACAGCCUGAUGGGUCCUGUAGGCCCUCUCGGGGAUUACCAUGGGAACCCCAGAGGCCCCUCCUCACUAGAGUACUCUUAUAAAACACCUUUGCUUGACUUCUUCUUAGAGGACCAGAGUGGGAAGUAAAUGCUUCCAAAAACGAGCUUAUAGAUAAUGUUGAAUAAACUAGACAAUACAUUCCUCCUUACAAUGUUAGAAGGUGCUUUGAUGUGUGAAGAACAUGUUUUCAAAAUGUUAGAUCAAAAGUAAUGUUAUUACAAGAGUGUGUAUAUAUUUCUUUUUUGUUAUCAAGCAUUAAAUGGAUUUUCCCAUUUCCCUAGGCCCAUAUCAUUACCAUGAAUAAUGUAAUAAUAAUGUAAUUUGAACCGGUAUUGCAGUUGAAUUACAGUGUUCAUCAUUCCAUAAGACAAAAGUCAUGUCUGAGCGUGUUCAACCUGGAGUUCCUGUGACCAUGAACUAUAGCUUUUUAUGGAAGCACCCACGCAAUGAUAAGUCAAUGUGUUCUGUGUGACUGGGUCAAUGUGUUCUGGGUGACUGGGACAUGUCUGCUUCAAUAGCAAAACAUUAUGGGGACACGUGAGAUCGGUUUGCCAAAUUUGUACCUAUAAUGUACGUACAAAUGUACAAAAAACUGUUUAUAGCAGCAGUUCAAUUCUAAAUGUGUUACCAAUUGGUGCCCUGUUGUCAGAAUACAGAGUCAUGCAUAACAAAUAACUAUAAAAAAAGCACUAUAGAGGUAGUGCCGUUGGUAGUGCCGGUAUAUUACAGACAUUAGUAUCAUGGCAUAUCAUCAAAUUAUCGUACCUUAUGGGACUCUUUUAUUGCCAGAGGCAAAGUGACAUAAUAUAAACCAGCCUAAUAUAAAUAUAUUAACCAUUCCCCCCAAAAAAUGUCUAACCCUUGAUCACAAACACGUUUGCUGCUUUUAUAUUUGAUCUUACUUUUGUUUCCCUUUCUUACCUUCCUGUCAUGCAUUACAAGAUAGCACGUUGAAACCUUUAAUCUUCCUGUUCUUCGUGUCACGAGAACAACACAAAGUAUAUAAACUGGAUUUGUUUUCAUCAAAUUCUUGGCAAAGCCAAACUAACAAAUUCACGCAAACAUUUAUUGAUUUUCAAUAGAUACAUUUCUAUGAUAGGUGAUACAUGUAAAUAUUCCCAUAGAUACUCUAGAUAAAGCUAAGAGUAAAGGCAUAGACCUACAUUCUACAUCAGUUCAAUCCUCUGUAAACUGCCUCUAAAUUACGGUAACCAAUCCAUAUGACAAAACAUGGCACAAGAAAUUAUAUUUUGGAGUCUAGAUCCAUUAUGGGUUUGCCCACAGUGGGAUUUAACCAUGUUUUCUGUCUGUAACGCACAACGUCUCAAGUACAUUUACAGGCGUACACAAACAGAUCAAAUCACAUCGAUAGCCAUUUGCAAAAACAGAAUGAUCGGAUAUAAAACUGUGGUGAAAUUAGUUUGGACCUCUUGGCCAUUCAUGGAGUUAGUAGGGUGACAUCAGGUGGUGCCAGGGAGGGGGUAAAGGAAAUGAUUAUGACAUAAAUGUAAUUAACGUUUUAGUAUUAGGUGAAUAAAUAUCCAACAGAUUAAAUCACAUGACAUACACCUCACAUGGUCGCUGAACAUCCAAUAGUAAUGUAGAGCUUCAUACCACUAGUGAGCAUCAUGUUGGGGAUGUGAAUGGGUAGUGCUGUGACCUACAGACAUGAUAAUAAAACAUUCAACUAGAUUCAAUGGGUUCAUUAGAGAUAUUAUGAAAUACCGUUUUUUGUAAAAAGAAAUUGGUAGGUUAGUAAAAAAAAGAAAGAAAUGCUUGUGAAAAAAGAUUCGGCAAGUUGAAAAACAUUGCCAUGCAGAGCUACAGUAGAUUCAAAUGAAAA
Molecule: messenger RNA, 3609 nt
Organism: Hypomesus transpacificus
Lineage: Eukaryota; Metazoa; Chordata; Actinopteri; Osmeriformes; Osmeridae
Gene: tbx16l
Product: T-box transcription factor 16, like
Exons: 9
Coding region: 186-1853 (555 amino acids)
Biological process (GO): heart looping; regulation of transcription by RNA polymerase II; vasculogenesis
Cellular component (GO): nucleus
Molecular function (GO): RNA polymerase II cis-regulatory region sequence-specific DNA binding; DNA-binding transcription factor activity, RNA polymerase II-specific
Source: RefSeq, a predicted model, not a curated record